Molecule: messenger RNA, 729 nt
Organism: Thlaspi arvense
Lineage: Eukaryota; Viridiplantae; Streptophyta; Magnoliopsida; Brassicales; Brassicaceae
Source: the annotation of a GenBank genome assembly
AUGGCGAUUCUAUCAGCAAGCUCUACUCUCGUGAGAGCUGCUUUAGAUACUCAGCCGAGACUCCGGUACAACCCCAAUGCGCCGCGAAACGUGAAGAGGAACCCUAAUUCUAGCUCCUUCGUCCCACCGUCUUCUCCGUCAUCAUCUUCUCCGGCGAAAAACUUAACAACGGGAACUGGCGUCGCCGUAUCAGAUUUGCUCAAACGUCCCGCAAGCAAAGAAAAUGAUGAUGAAAUUGAAGAUACUUGUAUCGGAUAUGAGAAAUGGUUUCCAAGUCCACCGAAAGUGGGGAAGCCUAGAUCUGUCUUCAAUGCUGCCUCGUUAGCUUAUAUAGGCGAUUCGAUCUACGAGAUAUAUGCUCGUCGGCAUUUUCUUUUCCCUCCACUGAGUAUUGAAGAAUAUAACGACCGUGUUAGAGCAGUGGUGCGAUGUGAAGCUCAAUAUGCCUUGCUGCAUAAGCUCCUUGAUGAUGAUUUCUUAACUAAAGAUGAAAGAGAUAUACUUCGAUGGGGCAAAAACGUAGGCUCGGUUAAAACACGGUCAACUAGACGUGCUGGUGUUGCGAUUUAUAACAAGGCCUCAUCACUGGAAACACUUAUUGGUUAUUUGUAUCUAGCAAACGGAAAGAGAUUGGAAGAAAUAAUGCAGAAGCUGGGAUUCUCAAGUGGUUCUUCGACGGAGAGAAUGGUUAAGGAGGCCAAGCUAAAUAAACUAUCAGCUUUUAAAUAA